Hypanus sabinus (Atlantic stingray) is the source of this 2843-nucleotide messenger RNA. RefSeq names its product GINS complex subunit 2 (gene gins2). The coding region runs from base 53 to 610 and encodes 185 amino acids. Gene Ontology annotation, cellular component: GINS complex; nucleus. The record is from RefSeq and is a predicted model, not a curated record. The transcript is spliced from 5 exons. Lineage: Eukaryota; Metazoa; Chordata; Chondrichthyes; Myliobatiformes; Dasyatidae. Gene Ontology annotation, biological process: double-strand break repair via break-induced replication; DNA replication.
CGGGAAAGUGUUGCAAAGAUCGGGGGUUCCUCCGGCUUUCUGCGCAGGCAGCAUGGACCCCUUAGAAGUGGAGUUUCUGGCGGAGAAGCAGACUGUCACCAUCAUACCCAAUUUUAGCCUGGAUAAAAUCUAUUUAAUUACCGGGGAUUUGGGACCUUUCAAUCCAGGGCUUCCUGUUGAUGUGCCAGUGUGGCUUGCUAUUAAUCUAAAACAGAGACAAAAAUGCAGAAUCAUACCACCGGACUGGAUGGAUGUUGAAAAACUCGAGCAGAUCAGGGAACAGGAGCGUAAAGAAGAAACUUUCACCCCAAUGCCGAGCCCACAUUACAUGGAACUGACGAAGCUGCUGUUGAAUCACGCCUCAGACAACAUUCCCAAAGCCGACGAAAUCAGGACAUUAAUCAAGGAUACUUGGGAUACCCGGAUUGCAAAGCUCCGGUUGUCUGCGGAUAACUUUGUGAAUCAGCAGGAGGCGCACGCUAAGCUGGACAACCUCACUCUAAUGGAGAUUAACACAAUUGGAACUUUCCUCACAGAGUCACUGAACCAGAUGCACAGACUCUGUACCAACUUGCAGCCCGGGCAGAGGGAUCAGUCACAGGACUAUUAAGAUGCCUUCAUUUUGUGAGGUGCCCUACCGUGAAGGUGUGGAGAAUGGGGAAGUGGGCAGAGAAAGCACGUUACGCAAUUGCUCCUGUUUAAGGAAAUGCACCGAACGGGCUGCUCACCACAAGGUGUUCUCACUCCUUCUGUGUUAAUCCUUUGUUACUAACUCUUCCCUUAAGUAUUAUUUGCCUCAGUUGCUCCUGGAGUAUGUAAAGAAUUCCUAAAUUCCCUGUUGGAUUUAUCAUUGUGUCGACCUUUGGGUAGUUUAGUUCUUCCCUUCUUGUUUAUACUUUUCCUAUCACCCCCGAUGAUCUCCACUGUUUCUCCUCAGUAGUAUCUUGCCUGUGAAGAUCCUUGGGUUAAUUAUUCAGAUGUCCAGAUGCAGAGGGCCAGCCUGUUGCUUAGGAAUAGGAAAUAAGAGCUCUUUCGGGAAAACACCUUUCCAGGAGUGGUGUGGCCAAGUUUGUUGUACAUGCUUGGUAGUAUUGUGACCCGGGGUAUUACAAAGGACCCUCUGAUCUUGAACUGUUUGCAUAUGGGAACGGCUUCUCUCCCUUUAUCUGAUCUAAAUCCUUCAUGAUCGGCAAGGGUUUCAAAGGUUACGGGGAGGAGGCAGGAGAGUGGGUUUGAGAGGGAUAGUAAAUCAGCCACAGUGGAAUGGCAGAGCAGACUGGAUGGGCCGAAUAGUCUCAUUCUGCUAUGUCUUAUGUCCUUAUGAUUUCUUUCCAUAUCCACUGAAUUUCCUCUUUGCCAGUACCACUGCAGUAAGUCAUUGCUUAACCUGACAUACAACAUCUACCUCCUGCUUUCACCAGAACUGACAGCAAUACUCCGGUAGUGACCUAACCAGUGUCCUGCACAUCUUCUUGCAGUCUCCUCCUCCAUCAUUGAAGCGCGUAUUCCCAGAUACACUAGAACCAUUCUCUCAACGUGACCUGCCAUCUUUCUGCCAAGGUGCACUCGGGGCCUCGUCUUCAUGUUUGUCACGGUUUGGUGACUCCUCAUCGUCCUGCCACUGGCUUGGAGCGGACGCAAAGGUACAGGGCUGGAGCGGCGUUUCAGCUCAUAGCUCCCUGCAUAGGAUUAGUGCUCGAUGGGCUGAAGGGCCUGAUGCAGUGCUGUGUGACAGGUUUGGGUGGUGAAGAAAGAAAACUGGAAGCUUAACCUGGGGUUAGGACCGUAAGAGUAAACUUGCAAACCCAACGGAUGUGUCUGAUGGUCCAAAACAAUUUCAAUCUCCAUCAAAUUAGGGACAGUAAACUGAUGUCACUAGUAGAACCAUUGCCUGGUGGUGCCAGAGACCAGGUUCAGUCCCUACUCUCUACUUGGGUUUGCUGUCUGUGUGGAGUUUGCUAUGGGAGGGGUGUUGUGAAGAGAAUAGUCCUACAUUAUCUUCACUUUCCUUUGAUGUAAAGCAGGGAGACCCAUUUUUUAAUGCCAUGGACCCCAACCAUUAACUGAGGGGUCCGUGGACUCAAGGCUGGGAACCCCUGAUGUAAAGGUUGGUUGAUGGCUGGCACAGAAUUGGUGGCCUGUUUCUGUACUGAUGGCUUUGACUCUAAAACUUGUGCAUUGCUGCCCUUACUGUCUUGCUAUGUUUAAGUCUGACAAUUUCCAUAAUGAACCGGAUCCAGAAGGGCAGUUAUUAUUAACCCUUCAAACCAUUUUAAAUAAUACUGGGAGUCCCAGUCCAAUAAAGUGGUACGAUGUUUAUUCUUAUUUUGCUUCAUUGGUAAUCCAAUCUGUUUGUUCCCAGUUCUGUGGAAAUGCAGACGGAAUAGGUGUUAAUGAACCUAUUUUUAAAUGAAUAUUUUCCUUCUAUAAUUCCGAGAUGAGUUUGUUUACAAAUGCACCUCUUUUUUCUCUAUUUCCAAAAAAGUCGGCUGUUUAUACUGAGCACCGAUGGUGAGGAGGGAUUCUGAACUGAAAAACUGGAAAUACUCAGCAGGCCAGUCAGUGUCUGUGGCGGGAGUAAAUCAAUUUUUGGUUUACCCACAGAGGUGUUUGCUUCCCUUUUGCUGGAAUGAUGAAAGAGGGCAACAAAGAGUCACUCUUGCUGUGAAGUGGAAAGGCAAACCAGCAACUAUUUCCACUCUUACAUUUUUUCUAACGUUCAUUGCAUUAGGGAAUAAGCUUCCAAAAUAAUUCAUUGGCUGUAAAGUGUUUUGAGACAUUCUAAGGAUAUGAAAGACUCUGUGAAAUCUUCCUGUUUGCACUUCCCAGUGUUAAACAUUAAA